Messenger RNA from Phycodurus eques (leafy seadragon), 3032 nucleotides. RefSeq names its product centrosomal protein 68 (gene cep68). The transcript has 8 exons. Bases 363 to 2477 code for a protein of 704 amino acids. NCBI's taxonomy places the organism in Eukaryota, Metazoa, Chordata, Actinopteri, Syngnathiformes, Syngnathidae. The record is from RefSeq and is a predicted model, not a curated record.
CAAUCACGCAUCACUCUCGCACUUGGGUCCCAUCAAUGGAACCCGGAAUUCGGAUACAUUUACUCUAACUCCAUCGUUAACUGGUUAUCAUUCACAGUGUUCUUCCGAGACUCUCGCUCCAUAGCUCUGUUAAUUGGCUGACACCGAGAGCGUACCGGUUUUGUUUCUUAGUUUAGUACUAUUUGGCGGAUAUCGCGAAGGCAAAGAACAGGUUAAACGGGCGUUGUCAGUGCAGCACUGAAACGGCGGCACGUAAACGCAACACGUUUGGGGGACGGAGGCUAGCACAAUAAACGAGACGGCGCGUCACUACAAAUGGACACCCGAAGCCGAAAUUCUUCGAUAAUUGGGGAUCUUCAUAGAUGACAUUUUAUCCAAUGGACGCCGUUGAAUGCAGCCGUCCACGGAAGGUGCAUGUUCCAGAUACAUGUAUUGGACACAGCAUAAGACUGAAUGCAGAAGACAUUGCAAGUGACAAAGGAGCAACAGAAGGGGAGGAAGAACAGCCCCCUAAAUGUGUUACCAUGGCGCCCACUCCCAGGUAUCUGACUGACAGGCAAUAUGUGAUGAGAAAGCCUCUGUUCUCUAUCGGACAACCAUCUAUUUUAAAGAAGACUCGGCAACAUCAUCAACUGAGGGAGAUGCAUGUUGGUGUCAGCAGGAUAGAUGGUCAGCAUUCCAUCAACAAUAAUUUGCUGACCAGGUUAGAAGAAGACCCAAACCAACUGAGCUACCGCUUCACUCCCAGUGAUGUCUCUUCUUAUUCAGAAUCUAAAGAAGUGUGCGGCUCACCACUGGGCAUCCCAGAUGUCGGCAGUGGGUUACAACAUGAAGAAACUUUGGUUGGAUCUACUUUGACCAGAAGUAAGUCAAUUCAAUGUGGUCUCUCCGGCUCAAUCCUGGAGUUCCAGAAAAAAGACCUUCCUGUGAGGCCGCAACUAACAUCCACUGUUCUGUACCCUACCUAUAUCCCACGCUCCCUUUCUUACGCCGAGAGAGACCAAACAGACCUCAAAAAACAAAAUAUCAGCUCUUUGGCAGGGAAGUCAAGAAGAAAAACCAUGUCAUACUAUGAAGCAAACUAUUGGGACUGUGCUAUCCCUAAACCUUUGCCCACAUCCACAAAUAGGUACACUGGAGCCUGGGAUCCAAACAAAGAGUACCAAGCUUUGCUGGACUACACCUACCCUCUAAGGCCUGGGCAGAUGGACAGUAAGUGGGACAGCAUUGAGUUACAGGGUGACACCCUUCAACAACAAGACAUGAACUUAAAGGAUUCUGGUAUUGAACUGGAUAAUCUUUGUCCCACCAGCCUGUCUGGGUCAGACUUAAACCUGAGCAAUACCAUAAAGACAAAAGCGUGGGACAGAAUGGAUCAGAAAAUCGAUUCUACAGGUCUAAACUCUUCUACGUUUGGCUCCACAACAGUCUCAAAUGGGUUGUUUUUGGACUGUCUGGACUUUAUGGACAAAGAUGUUGUGAACUGUCCCCAGGGUAAAAGUCAGCGCAAUCAUCAGUAUGCACAACCCUCCUCCAUCGCUUUUAUUCACGCAACAAGUGUUCUUCCUCAGUCUCAAUCUGCAAGCAGGGACUUUGACAAGGAGUUUUGGUCUCUGCCCGAUCACCUGGAGAGGAAUGUGCUACUCCUCACUGGACAGGUCAAGGACGUGACAACCAGGCUAAACCGCCCGGUCACAGCCAUUUGUGAUGCUAUGGACUGCACCUCUAUAUUCUCUACUAUAUCACAGCCGGGGAAAGAACUGGCUAAAGAGGCUGAUGCCAAACAGCACGAGAGCAAAAGAGAUGAUGGAAGCGUGACCAUAAACAAAAAUAAGAGUGCAGCUGAAUCAGAAGCUGAUCAUGGUAACUCUGAGGCAGUGAGGACAAGUCCCAGUUCAUGGAAAAAGUCUGUAGGUGCAGGACUAACUCAGGAAAGUUUCAAGGAGGUGGAGACCUUGGUAGAGCAGCUUUGUGGCCUCUACCUGAGAGACCCUCAAAAGGUCAUCCUGGAGGACCAGGACCGAAAUUGCUCUCUGAUGCAGCAUACCCACAUGUUUUGUUCACUCUUGGAGCAAUACAUCCUCUGGCUCUACAAGGUUUCUGAUAAGCUAGAGAUGUUGGCUCGACCCACCGUAUACAAGGACAACAUGAAGAGGUCACUUGCUGAGUAUCAGAGAUUUCAGCGAGAGGUGAGUAGCCAUGAGCACCUGACCGCUCAUGUUCUGCAAACCGGUGAGCUCCUUCUCAGCUGCAUGGACAGCACCUCCCCUUUGUUAAGAAACAUGCUGCUGUUAAUUGAGAGGCAGUCGAGAGCCAUAGAGAAUCGCACCGAACACUUUGUGUCCUCCAUCCUGUCUGCCAUGGAUGUGGACAGUCAGACCCAACCUAAUCAGCACAGCCAUCCAGUUCAGCGCGACAAGUUGGGAGAACCCUGGUGUGAUACAGUGAAUGUCAUGGAUGUCCAUCCUAUUAUUUGAUAUAGCGUUUGUCCUCCUUAAGGUCACGGUUGAGCUGGAGCUGAGGAGGAAAUAUUCGUCAGUGGGUGGCUUGGAGACGCGGAAACGUAUUACUUAUUUGCAUGCCCCUAUCACCACGCAGGAUGGCUGGAAGUAAGAUUCAAAUCCUGAACCGCAGAUGUUCUUAACAUUGUCGUUUUGUCAAUAACUACACAAUACAAUAAAUGCUUUUUAUCUAUGUACCAUGAAGAAAUGUUUUUAAACAUGCCUUAUCAGGAUGAAAGUGGCAUGAGUUGUGGUUUCACGUGGGAAACAAUAUAUAGCCCUCAAAAGUGUUCUGAAGUAGAUGUGAACCAUUGUCUUGAUUUAAAAGUAUUGUAUUAAUGCCUGUUUUGGAGCAAUAUAUUCAUAAAGCUUGACUUUUUCCACAUUUCUGCAGCCUUAAAAAAGAUUGUUGGCAAGUAUACUAUUACAAGUUUAACUUUUUCACUGUUUUUUUAUACCUGUUGGCACUUUGUAAUCAACCUAAAAGAUACCUUUUCACCAAAAUAAACAUUCAACUCUAUUUGGACAGCA